AUGGAGGCGGUGACUCUUCAGCAGUCCCCCGCGACUGAGCCUGUCGCCAACACCGUUGAGCCCUCAAUGGACAUUGAUAUGGACAUUGACCUCGGUCCGCUGCCAGAGCCUGAUGCGAUAGAAACGGAUGACGUCCAGCAACCACCCCCAGUCCUACAAGAAGGCGCCGUCGACCCGCACACCGCCGAAGCCCAGCAUGAAAAGGUCCAUGUUCGAGGCGUGGAUGAUUUGGCUACCGCCGACAUCAAGCGAUUCGCGACCGACCACUUCUCUGCCGAAGAGCCCAGUCGCAUCGAAUGGAUUGACGACACAUCUGCCAAUAUUGUCUACUCGUCAGAGGAAGUCGGGCUACAAGCUCUGGCAGCAUUGACCCAGCUCGGCGAGGAGGAUGCAUCGGCACUACCGUCACUGCGACUUCGUACAGCCAAGUCGCUAUCUUCACACCUAGAAUCGGUUUUGCAGGUGCGGGCGGCAGUGAAGACGGACCGCAAGAAACCUCGCGCUCACGAAUCAAGCCGCUUCUACUUGAUGCACCCUGAACAUGACCCGAGAGAGAGGCUGCGCCGCGAACUUUCCGAGAAGCGAAGCGGACAUGAUGACGAUGGGGACUAUCACCGACUACGAUUCGACGAGCGCGAACACCGCCGGCGUCGAAACAGACACGCAGAUAGCGAUUUCAACGUGAACAUGUAUGACGACGGCCCGGCCAGGCGAGGCUCAUCAGCGGGGUCACAAGACCGACCUCGGUCACGACGGAACAGACGGCCAGCAGCACGGGAACUGUUUCCUGGGGAGGGUGCUGGUUCAGGCAGGCUGCGUGACCGAAGUGCGUCUCCAGGUCGAGACAAUCUGGACGAAAUGCGCCGGAGCGACGAUGAACGGCAACAGACUCGUCGGCGGUUCCGUGAGCGCUCGCCUCGAUCCAGCAGCGCAAAUCAGAAGAAAGAACUGUUUCCCUCUAACAGUGAUGGCAACUCGCGCGAGCUAUUCCCCAACAAAACCGCCGCAAGCUACCUCAGGAAAGAACUCUUCCCCGCCAAGGCCAACAGCAACCAUCGCCGCACAGACGCGAUCGAUGCUGCUGACGAAACGGCCGACCUGUUUGCGAGGCGAAUGAGCGUGCCCCUUGUGGAUGGAGCAGCAGAGGCCGACACAGGCGAGCUAUAUAUCAAGGGGGCCGCCAACGACCAAGGCAUGGCACUCCGCGGUCACGGAAACGGUGUCUCGAUCAAGGGGAACGCACAAGCAGUGAAAGAGCUGUUUCCAAACAAGUACAACAGCAACAACGCCGGCAAGGAACUCUUUUCUGACAAACUGGAUGGCAGAGGGGGCAGACGACGUCGGGCUGAAGACAUGUUUGCGUGA
This is a messenger RNA of Talaromyces rugulosus, 1365 nucleotides long. RefSeq lists its product as uncharacterized. Bases 1 to 1365 code for a protein of 454 amino acids. The record is from RefSeq and is a predicted model, not a curated record. Gene Ontology annotation, molecular function: mRNA binding; RNA 7-methylguanosine cap binding. Gene Ontology annotation, cellular component: cytosol; nucleus. The transcript has 2 exons. Lineage: Eukaryota; Fungi; Ascomycota; Eurotiomycetes; Eurotiales; Trichocomaceae.